AUGGAAGCGUGGCCGCCUCUCGCCCCCGCGGCGGCAGCCGCCGCCACCCCGACCGCCGCCGCCUCAGACGAUGCGGCGGCUGCUCCGGCCGGUGCCGGGGCGUGGGAGCAGCGGCGACGGCGCAGCGGAAGGCCGUGGAGAAGGAGUCGGCGGCGCAGGCGUUACUGUGAUGAUCAUAUUACCAAGUUUGCCAGGGAGACAGGAGACAUCCAGACGCUUUCAGAUGUUGAUAUCAAGAUUAUUGCUUUGGCUUACAUGUUAGAAGCUGAGAUCCAUGGGACUAGCCAUUUGCGGGAGCACCCUCCUCCUUUGCGUGAGGUGAAUGUCAGAAAGCUGUCAGAAGCUCCACUGCCUGGUUGGGGCUCUAAUGUACCUAACCUGAAAGAGUGGGAAGAGUUGGAUCAGAUGUCUGAAGCUGGUGGAGAUAUCAAUUCUCGAAUACUUCCUCUGAAGGAUAUUGAGAAUCAAGAUAUCCCGAUGAGCAAGUCCAACAGUGUCUGUGAGGCACAAGAGGAUACAGAGCACCGGCCUUCAGAGAAGGAUGCACCUGUUGCAUGGGAGGAAGAUGAGAACAAUGUAGGCUGGAUGCCUGCUGUUAGCCGCAGCACCCACAGAAGAUAUUUGCGGAGGAAGGCAAGGCGUGAUGCCCUCAAGGAAUCUGGACAAAGUUUUGAGACAAGUUCUGUUGCUCCAUCAAUCGAUGAUGAUAAAGUUCUCUCUGAAAAUAGUGGAUUGGAGCAUGGUCUGACUUCAUCAGAUGGCCUUUCUUCUGUCCCUGAGAAAAUCAGUGCAAGUUCUGAUGGUUUUGAUGAACAUCAAGCAGAGAAUGACACUGAAAUUGCUGGAGAACAUUUGCAUUCUGACCAGCUAGCUUACGGUGAUGAUACUGACGCGUGCACCAAAGAAUUGGAUAACCUAGAUAUAAAAGGUGAGGAUGAGGGAGGUGAUGAUGCACAUUCCAUAGAUGAUGAGAGCAGUGAGCAGAGUUGGACCCUGAGGUCCUUAUCCGAAUCAACUGUAGCAUGUGUUACUAGUGAUUACGCCAUGCAAAAUGUCAUCCUGCAGAUUGGCCUCCGUCUCAUAGCACCAGGUGGCAUGCAGAUACGACAGAUGCAUAGGUGGGUUUUGAGGUGCCAUGCUUGCUAUAAGGUGACCCAAGAGGUUGGCAAAAUAUUUUGUCCGGAAGUGUGGCAAUGGUGGGACCUUACGGAAGUUUUCCUCCCAAUGCCCCAAGGUGGAAGAGAUGCCAUAACUAAGAACCCCAUUCUUCGUGAGGACCAACUUCCUCAGAAGGUUCUUCAUCCUAAAUCGAAGAAGUCCAGCAAGGAGGAUGAUUUCUUGGGCGUCGACGACAUAUUUUCGCACAGUGGUGAUAAGAAGGCACAACAGAAACCUCCAGUGAGGAAGGCACUCGCAAUGUUCAGUGGGAAAAGAAAUCCAAACGACAACCACUUUUCUCGCAAGAAGCACUAA
This is a messenger RNA of Miscanthus lutarioriparius, 1473 nucleotides long. Lineage: Eukaryota; Viridiplantae; Streptophyta; Magnoliopsida; Poales; Poaceae. The record is from the annotation of a GenBank genome assembly.